AUUUAAUUCGGCAUCUCGAACCAGAAAACCGGACCUCGCUACACAAUGGAACAUUUUACCACGGAAUUCAAUGGCACCCUGUCCCAACACCUGGAUCGGGGUCAGUAUUUUGAAAUUGAGUUCGAGGCCAUGGAGAAUCCCAAAAAAACCCAAAUUGCCUUUGCCAAGGAGAAGCUAAGCAAGGACCCGGAAACCGAUAUUGGAAUGUUGUUGGUUUUGAAUUAUGUCAACAAUCUGAUAACAGCCAAUUCUCGUUAUGGCGGCGAAUGGGUCAAUGCGGCCGAGGUCCAGUGUGACAUAUCCCGCCUGUGGCGUGAACCCAUCAAACUGACUAUUCAUUUGUGGGAGGAGAGUUUCCAUGUGGCCGUGAAUGGCAAACAUCGGAUCCGUUUAAAUUAUUGUGGUAACAUUCAUUUACUGCAGGCCCUUCAGAUCGACAAUGAUGUGCGGAGGAUACUGCGUGUGGAUCAUCGCAACACGUAUCCGACCCCAUGGCCCCUGUGGUGUAGGGUCCAUGCCCCCUAUGGGGAUGAGGUGAACUAUUUUAGUUGUGAUGUGCCGGCGCCACCGUAUCAGGGAUUGAUGGUGGUCAUACGGGUGCGCUGUUUCGGGGAGAGGGGUCGACUGAAUAUCAACACCAAGCAUGAGGUGAGGGACAAGCUAUUUGCCCACUUCAGCAUCAGGUUUGAUGAGAAUUGUGUGGUGCGGAAUAAUAAGAUCGAUAACAUAUAUGGUGAAGAAGAUCGCAACACCGACUUUCCAUUUGAUUUUGAUCGGGAAUUCCGUCUGGGCAUUGCCUGCGGAGAGAAGGCAUUUCUGCUGGCCUUCAAUGGCCUGAAUUUGGGUUCCUUCGCUUAUCGCGAAACCGGGGACCUGAAAUUAUCCACCGUGGGCGGUUUCAACAUGUACAGCACUCUGGGUUUAAUGUUUAAGGUUACCGAAUUCGAUUAUAUUCCCUUGAAUGGACCGGAAUGUAAAUGCUAUGAGAGGCAUACUAUUUUAUAAAUAUCAAAAAA
Musca domestica (house fly) is the source of this 1016-nucleotide messenger RNA. RefSeq lists its product as uncharacterized. Lineage: Eukaryota; Metazoa; Arthropoda; Insecta; Diptera; Muscidae. The transcript has 3 exons. Gene Ontology annotation, molecular function: carbohydrate binding; galactoside binding. The record is from RefSeq and is a predicted model, not a curated record. The coding region runs from base 46 to 1005 and encodes 319 amino acids.